Molecule: messenger RNA, 2376 nt
Organism: Cuscuta epithymum
Lineage: Eukaryota; Viridiplantae; Streptophyta; Magnoliopsida; Solanales; Convolvulaceae
Source: the annotation of a GenBank genome assembly
UAUAUUCCCGCAUUCGGGAGUUCUCGUUUUCGUAUGGCUCCCAAACUGAAACCUAAGCAGCAGCCGUCUAUGCCCUCCGCCUCUGUGGAGGAUCUGUUCACUUCACUCAAUCGGCACAUCAAAGGAUCAGAAUACCGGCAAGCCGUCAAAGUUGCGGAUCAAAUCCUCGUUGCUGCGCCUGGGGAUGAGGAUGCAGUUCGGUGUAAAGUAGUGGCAUUAAUCGAAGCUUAUAAGGUAGAUGAAGCACUUGAGAGUAUAUACGAUAACUCCAAGAGGACUUCUAUUGAUUUGACCUUCCUGAAGGCAUAUUGCUUAUAUAAACAAAACAAGUUUAGCGAAGCUUUGGAGACUCUGAAAGGGAAUGAGGAAAGCUCUGCAAAAAUGCUAUUGGAAUCUCAAAUUUUAUAUCGACUUGGAAAAGCAGAUGAAUGUGUUGAUAUUUAUAGCAAACUCCAGAAGUCCAAGAUAGACUCACUGGAGACGAAUAUGGUUGCUUGCUUUGUUUCUGCAGGAAGAGCACCUGAAGUGCAGGGUUAUUUGGACUCUAUCAGAGCUAGACCGACUCGCAGUUUUGAGUUGCCAUUCAACACUGCUUGCUCAUUAAUUCAGAAUCAGAAGUACAACAAUGCUGAACAAUUGCUACUUUCAGUGCGGAGAAUUGGCCAGGAAGUGCUAAUGGAAGAUAAUGUACCCGAUGACGAGAUUGAAAUGAAAUUAGCACCUAUAUCUGUUCAAUUGGCAUUUGUUCAGCAGAUUCUUGGAAAAGAAGAAGCGAGAGAAUCUUAUACUGAUUUUAUCGUAAGAAGGUUGGCAGAUGAGGCUUCACUCGCAGAAGCAGUGAGUGAGUCUUCGCUUGCAGUAGCAAUAAAUAACCUCAUUGCUUUGAGAGGUCAUAAAGACGUUUCAGAUAGUCUGAAGAAGCUUGAUUUACUUAUAGAGAAAAGUGAUGAUGGGCCAUUGAGGUUCCGGCUUGCCCAAGGACUAGAAUUGAAGCUCUCUCCAAAGCAGAGGGAAACCAUAUAUACCAAUUGGGUGCUAUUGCUACUUCAUUCUAAUAAAAUGGACAAGGCUCGAGAACUAGUAGCUGCACUUCCGGGAAUAUUUCCCCACAGCGUCGUCCCCACACUUCUCCAAGCUGCUUUACACGUGAGGGAAAAUAAGGCGGUUAAAGCGGAAGAAGUGCUAGGGCAGUUCGUGGAUAAGUUCCCGGAGAAGUCGAAGGUGGUCUUGCUGGCAAGAGCACAGAUUGCUGCAUCUGCAGGCCACCCUCAAGUUGCGGCAGACUCCCUUGGCAAAUUACCUGAAAUCCAACACAAGCCCGCGACAGUUGCAACACUAGUCUCUCUCAAAGAGCGGGCAGGGGAUAUCGAUGGAGCCGAUUCAGUCUUUAAUGCCGCAAUAGAUUGGUGGUCAAACCCCAUGACAGAAGAAGACAAUAAUAACCUCAACAUCAUCACACAAGAGGCUGCCAAAUUCAAACACCGACACGGACGGAGGGAAGAGGCUGCCCGGCUGUACGAGGACUUAGUCAAACGCCACGGGGGUAUGGAUGCUUUGGUCGGGCUGAUCCAAACGACUGCCCAAUUAGAUGUUGAAAAGGCAGAAGCUUACGAAAAGAAGCUGAAGCCUCUUCCAGGUUUACAGGCGGUUAAUAUUGACACUUUGGAGAAAACUUCAGGUGCUAAGAAUGUUGAUGACGGGGCCACACGUAUAAUUCCAGAAUCAUAUGAGACAAAGACUAAGGAGAAGCCAAAGAAGAAGAGGAAAAGAAAACCUAGAUACCCUAAAGGGUUUGAUCCAGCUAAUCCAGGCCCACCACCAGAUCCUGAGAGAUGGCUUCCGAAGAGGGAGCGGUCAAGCUAUAGACCGAAGAGAAAGGACAAAAGGGUGGCACAAGUAAGAGGGUCACAAGGUGCAGUGGUCAAAGAAACCUUGGGUGGUAGCACUUUGAAACCUAACCAAACUGCUGCCAAUCCCAAAGUAGGCUCUCAGAAUGUUAAUGUAGAGCAAGCAAGGUCUUCAAAGUCAUCUAAGAAGAAAUCAAGAAAAUAAAGUUUAUGUGGAAAACCUUUAUUUGAAGGUUAAUGGACUAUUCUGAAUGUACUUUGUUGCGUUUUGGUGUUGGAGACUUGAAUUGGAAACUCAAUUUUUAAAUAAUAUUGUUGUACGCUGGUCUGCUGGAGUCAUCCUGCAAGAGGUUUUCUUUAUUUUUAUAUCAUUUUUUAUCUCCUGAUUCAAAGAACCUGACACAUUCUGAAUUUGUGAUAGUAACAUUAUCAAAGUAAACAUUCAAAGAUUUUCUCUGUUUGUUUGCUUGCUGGUACUUCAGUUCUUAAUGGAAGUAUAGAACUGCGGACAUGGGAGUUUUGGUUCUGG